AUGGAGGAUGAAGUAAUGGGAACUUUAAAUGAGUACCAGCAAUAUACUGCUGAAGAUUUAGAAAACGCUGUGAAGGCCGUAAAAAAUGGUUUAUUAAUAUGUGAAGCAUCUCGUAGUGAUAAUAUACCAUAUUCAACAUUAAAUGAUCAUGUUAAUGAAAAUGUUACAUCUUUUGGUUCUGGACGUAAUUCAAUAUUUAGUGAAAUUGAAGAAAUGAAUUUAAUGAAUGCAGUAUUAAUGCUUCAAGAUUGGGGUGACCUUCAGUCAAUUAAUGAUCUAUAUGUUAGCUGA
Messenger RNA from Didymodactylos carnosus, 291 nucleotides. The record is from the annotation of a GenBank genome assembly. Lineage: Eukaryota; Metazoa; Rotifera; Eurotatoria; Philodinida; Philodinidae.